GAAUCAUCGAAGCUCUCGGGCAAUGCGCGGCAUCGCCUCCUUCCAGCGCUUCACGAGCCCUCGAGCUCUCCUCUUUCGACCUCCUUCUCCUCCUCCUCCUUAUCAUCAUUCCCCAUCGAAACCCUACUCUCCUCUCCUCGCCCAAUCGUUGCUACCAAGUAUCACUCGAUUCAGAAGCUUGCAGACUGAUGCCUCUCCAGUCAUCGUCUCCGAGGACGAUAGCUUCGGAAAGAAGCAGGUCAUCAGUCUCACGCCGCAGCUCUAUGACUACAUCUUGUCCAAUGUUCGCGAGCCUCCGAUCCUUCGUGAGCUCCGGGAAGAGACGGCGACCUUGAAAGGAAGCCAGAUGCUGGUUUCUCCUGAUCAGGCCCAGCUGCUAGCAAUGCUUGUUCAGAUCCUUGGAGCAAAUCGUUGCAUUGAAGUUGGUGUUUUUACUGGGUACUCGUCUUUAGCUGUUGCACUAGUACUGCCGGAAUCAGGUUAUUUGGUUGCCUGUGAAAAAGACGCAAAAUGUCUUGAAAUUGCAAAGAAGUAUUAUGAGCUUGCUGCCGUGGCUCACAAGGUGGAUGUAAAACAGGCACUGGCAGCCGAUACUCUACAAUCUUUACUUGAUAAAGGUGAAGGUUGCAGUUAUGAUUUUGCAUUCCUUGAUGCUGACAAGCGAAAGUAUGAUGAAUACUUCGAAUAUCUAUUUCAACUGGUGAGAGUGGGUGGCGUAAUUGUCAUCGAUAAUGUUCUUUGGCAUGGGAAAGUUGCCAACCCUAAUGAAACAGACAAGAAGACCAAUUCCUUGAGAAAGUUCAAUCGGAAAAUUUUCAAGGACGAACGCAUAAGUACAAGUGUGGUACCAGUUGGUGAUGGCAUGACAAUAUGCCGUAAAAAAUAAUAGCACAAACUUAAAUGAGCAUUGCAGAGGCCAAACUGCUGAUUGAUAUGGAACUAACAAGUGGUAAGAGAAAUUAUGAGCACAGAGGCAGGGUUUAAGGUCUGAUAAUGCUCACUGGUUUCUGGGCUUUUUCAGAUUAUUUGGUUUGUUAUUAUUACCUGAAGAGUUUUUUCAGGUUCGGAAAGGAUUUAUAAAGGAUUUUGUUCUCUUGAUUUUUUUUUUUUGGUUGGAUUUGUGCAUCCCAGCAGUACCGAAUGGGGGAUUUUUGGGAUCUUUGUACUAUGAAAUGUAAAAUUAGAUUAAGAAAACAAUUUUUUCAAGAAUA
This is a messenger RNA of Dioscorea cayenensis subsp. rotundata (Guinea yam), 1211 nucleotides long. Its product is annotated as probable caffeoyl-CoA O-methyltransferase At4g26220. Gene Ontology annotation, molecular function: S-adenosylmethionine-dependent methyltransferase activity; O-methyltransferase activity. NCBI's taxonomy places the organism in Eukaryota, Viridiplantae, Streptophyta, Magnoliopsida, Dioscoreales, Dioscoreaceae. The record is from RefSeq and is a predicted model, not a curated record. The transcript has 9 exons. Bases 23 to 886 code for a protein of 287 amino acids.